GGGGUGGCAGGGGCUGAGGCGGGCAGCACCCCACUUCUCCCCUACAUCAGCACUCCUGGCUGCUGGAAGCCAGGGCUGGCUAGCCCCCAGGUCGUCAGCUGCUGCCUCCCCUGGGACCAGCAGGACACCUGGAAUGGGCUGUGUGUUGUGCAAGAAGGUGGUGCCCGCACCAAAGGAGGAUGUUAGCCUGGAAGGGGACUUCAGAGGAGAUGGGCCUGAAGAGCGCUAUUACCCUGACCCUACUCAAGCUCGGUCUGCGUCCUUCUCUCCUCAACCCACCAGCCCUGCCUUCCUUGAUGGGGGCAACAUGAGGAGCAUCUCAGGAACUGGAGUGACCCUGUUCAUCGCCCUGUAUGAUUAUAAGGCCCGGACAGAGGAUGACCUCACCUUCACCAAGGGCGAGAAGUUCCACAUCCUGAACAAUUCGGAAGUUGACUGGUGGGAGGCACGCUCCCUCAGCUCUGGACACACUGGCUAUGUUCCCAGCAACUACGUGGCUCCUGUGGACUCCAUACAGGCUGAGGAGUGGUACUUUGGAAAGGUCAGUAGAAAGGAUGCUGAGAGGCAGCUGCUCUCGCCAGGCAACCUCCAAGGGGCCUUUCUCAUUCGGGAAAGUGAGACCACAAAAGGUGCCUACUCCCUGUCCAUCCGAGACUGGGACCAGAGCAGGGGCAAUCACAUAAAGCAUUACAAGAUCCGGAAGCUGGACACGGGUGGCUACUACAUCACCACUCGGGCCCAGUUCCAGUCUGUGCAGGAGCUGGUGCAGCACUACAUGGAAGUGAAUGAUGGGUUGUGCUACCUGCUCACUGCACCCUGCACCACCACGAAGCCACAGACGCUGGGCCUGGCCAAGGACGCCUGGGAGAUCAACCGCAGCUCCAUAGCGCUGGAGCGCCGACUGGGCACCGGUUGCUUUGGGGACGUGUGGCUGGGCACGUGGAACUGCAGCACGAAGGUGGCGGUGAAGACGCUGAAGCCGGGCACCAUGUCCCCGAAGGCCUUCCUGGAGGAGGCGCAGAUCAUGAAGCUGCUGCGUCAUGACAAGCUUGUGCAGCUGUACGCAGUGGUGUCCGAGGAGCCCAUCUACAUCGUAACAGAGUUCAUGUGUCACGGUAGUUUGCUGGAUUUCCUCAAGGAUCGAGAGGGCCAGAACUUGAUGCUGCCCCACCUAGUGGACAUGGCAGCCCAGGUAGCUGAAGGCAUGGCCUACAUGGAGCGCAUGAACUACAUCCAUCGGGACUUGAGAGCAGCCAACAUCCUGGUUGGGGAGCGGCUAAUAUGCAAGAUCGCUGACUUCGGGUUGGCUCGCCUCAUCGAAGACAAUGAAUAUAACCCCCGACAAGGAACCAAGUUCCCCAUCAAGUGGACAGCCCCAGAGGCUGCUCUCUUUGGCAGAUUCACUAUCAAAUCAGAUGUGUGGUCCUAUGGGAUUCUGCUCACAGAACUAAUCACCAAGGGCCGCGUCCCCUACCCAGGCAUGAACAACCGGGAAGUGUUGGAACAAGUAGAGCAGGGCUACCACAUGCCAUGCCCUCCAGGCUGCCCAGCGUCCCUAUAUGAAGCCAUGGAGCAGACCUGGCGUAUGGACCCGGAGGAGAGGCCCACCUUUGAGUACCUGCAGUCCUUUCUGGAAGACUACUUUACCUCCACAGAGCCACAGUACCAGCCUGGGGACCAGACAUAGCCUGGUUAGGCAUCAAUCACCUCUCUGGGGGUGUCUACCAGCCCUUAUCAAUCCCAGGGCCCUGGUCCCAGAGCUUCCAGGCUUAGACCCUUAUAGAAUCCUAUCCUCUCAGAGAAGACCAAAAGCUCUGAAGCCAUUUUACAGGUGGGGCAAAUGGAGUCUACCAGCUCAUCUCUCACCCUCCCUGACCCCAAGCACUAGUUCUUCUAUUCCUAUUUAGGCCCCUACAUGCUGCUAGCCUCUCUCUUCCAUCUCCUAGAAAUGCUCACACUUCAUCUAGUUAUUUAUAAAAUUGUAUUUCCCUUCCUCCACUUACCUCUUAUUCCUGCUUUCCUACCCUCCUAUAAGCUCACUCUGGUUCAGGCCUCACAAAUUUAAUUCCUGCUUUCAGUUCUCUUGGGUCUCUCUAAAUUACAAAGUCAGGGAAAGUCUUUGCCUCCCUUCCUGAUGGCUGGACUAGGAUCCAGGUUCAGGUCUGAGAAGGAGAGUUGCUGAAGGCUCACCACCUCUCUGAGUAAUGUGUGUGUGUGUGUGUGUGUGUGUGCGUGUGUGUGUGUGUUCAUUAUGUAAAUAAGGACAAUGAUGAUGUGACUCCUUGAACUGUGAAAAGUCCCUGAACCUUCUUUGGGGGAGGGAUGGUGGUUAGUAGAAGGUGAACAGGACAGGUUUGGCUAUUGGGAGCAGGAGGGGAAAGCGAGGUGUGCACCUCCCCCACCUACUGAGGACAAGGUACCGAAUACAAUGUGUGGAGUCUUAGGAUACUCCAAAGUCCCAUUGGUCAUCCACAUAUGAAUUUAGGAUGUUGAAAGAUGGCCACAGAAGACAGGCAACUGGAACUGGAGCAAGAUGGCUUUGAAUCUGUGCACACUGCACAUGCUAAUUCUUUACCUGAUUUCAGCAGAUCUACCACUCACUACAGACACACUGGGACAAUCUUAGGCCUUCCUCAGGAGAGGCAUGGAGAAGAUCAUGCAGCUGUCAGGUUCUCCAAAACAAGGCAGAGGGGGAAGGAAGGGGAGAGCCUGGGGAUUGGUCUAGCUUAUCCGAUCUCACUAGGGGAGUCUUGUUCCCACCCCUUUUGGAGAUAGUUUAAAGCAGUGUGGUUUGUUAUAGUAUAUGGAGCCUCCUGUUGACUAGGUUCAGGGCUACUGGACAACCUUUAGUGCACUUAUGUGAUGGUAAAUUGGCCCAUGUUUUAGGUUCUCCUUUGAGAAACUGGCAGCUUAUCUGCCUCUGUGUGGAAACAAGGAAAGCAGAAAAUAUGGAUUCCCACCUCUCCCAUAAGGAAAUGUUUAUUGACUGUCUGACUUACUCAUGGAGUAGAGGAGAGAGAAGCAUGGGAGCUGGGAGUCACCAUUGCACUAGGCAAUGAUUAGUUGAGUGUUGACUCUGAUGGGCCCUUUGCUGGGUAAGACCCUGGUCACAGACACAUGAGUAAGCUCUCCCCCUGCCCUGGAAGAGUUCCUUCAGGCAGGGAGAAAUAAUAAUAAUAAAAUAACAAUAACCUAUUUUUUUGGUCUUUUUGAGGCCAGGUCUC
This is a messenger RNA of Nannospalax galili (Upper Galilee mountains blind mole rat), 3224 nucleotides long. RefSeq names its product FGR proto-oncogene, Src family tyrosine kinase (gene Fgr). Lineage: Eukaryota; Metazoa; Chordata; Mammalia; Rodentia; Spalacidae. Bases 134 to 1687 code for a protein of 517 amino acids. Gene Ontology annotation, biological process: protein phosphorylation; cell differentiation; cell surface receptor protein tyrosine kinase signaling pathway. The record is from RefSeq and is a predicted model, not a curated record. Gene Ontology annotation, cellular component: extrinsic component of cytoplasmic side of plasma membrane. The transcript has 12 exons. Gene Ontology annotation, molecular function: signaling receptor binding; ATP binding; non-membrane spanning protein tyrosine kinase activity.